Oncorhynchus gorbuscha (pink salmon) is the source of this 2539-nucleotide messenger RNA. RefSeq names its product ankyrin repeat domain 37 (gene ankrd37). NCBI's taxonomy places the organism in Eukaryota, Metazoa, Chordata, Actinopteri, Salmoniformes, Salmonidae. The record is from RefSeq and is a predicted model, not a curated record. Gene Ontology annotation, molecular function: protein binding. The transcript is spliced from 4 exons. Bases 938 to 1450 code for a protein of 170 amino acids.
AGGGAUUUUAAAUGAUUUAUAUGUUUACUUUUUAAACUUAAGUAUAUUUAAAACAAAAUACUUUUAGACUUUUACUCAAGUAGUAUUUUACUGGGUGACUUUCACUUUUACUUGAGUUACUUUUAUAGAAAAUACCUUUACUUUAUGGAAAUUGGGUGCUUUUUCCACCACUGAUUAUUGGGGAAAACAGUUGUUCUUACUGAAGCAAGCACAUGAAUUAUCAGUCGAUAUAAUGCAUUCAUGGAAAAUCGUGAAAAACAAUUGUCAAAUUCUUUGGGUAUAUGUGUUUUGUGAAUUAAUUUGAUGCAUUGGCCUAUGCCAAAUUGGGGAAAUUAAAAUACAUCAGAAAUGGAGAAAGAAACAAACUCAUUCCACAUUUGACACAUGCUCCUUGAUCCUCUGCGUUUUCUAAAUAAUAUAGACAUUGCUUUCAAAACAUUCAACAAUAUUACAUUUUCUAAAAAAAUAAAAUGGUCAAAGUAAACCGAAAGCUCUCGAGCCCAGAUCAGCAGAUUGACAAGAGCCAGCAAGCCCGCCCUUACAACCGCCUGUGCGUACGUGUUGUUUCGCACAACCUCGUCCUCUCUGGUAGACCCGCCUGUAUGGAUACAUACGCCGGGCUGCAUCCAUGCUCAUCGCGCAUGGUAAUGUCGCGUUCGAGUGCUAUUCGGAACAAGAAAACUCCGACAUUUCCGAAUUUCUGUCCGAACACAGCACGUGUAUAAUUACAACCAGUAGAAAGUCGUACAUUUCCGAGUUUCCUAGUUCCGACUAGGAUAUGAACAAGUAUCAAUGUCACGUGUCAGUUGAGUACAGGCUGCAAGCCUGCUUUCGUGCUUGUGUUCUUUUCAACCAACUGUAUAUGUUUAUUUACAUCGAAGGAACCGCUGUGUGCGCACAAGUUAAAAACCUCUAGUGGGGAUACUUAGAUCUGAUCAUGUUUCUGCUCGAUUCCGACUCACAGCUGGACUGUAUUAGUAACUUAUUCGAAGGCGGAGAUGCUGUCAACUCAAGCAAUGUGUUGGGACAGUCCCCUGCACACUUGGCGGCAUGCAGCGGACAAGCCUUUUGUUUGCUAUGGCUACUGCAAACGGGAGCGGAUGCAAAUCAGCAGGACAACAAUGGUGAGACGCCCAUGCACAAAGCCGCCAAGGCCGGCAGUUUGGAAUGCAUCAGCGUGCUCGUUGCCAGUGAUGCCCAACUUGGACUUUGCAACAACGAGGGCAGAACCGCUGAAGAAUUGGCAUUGUCGUACGGAUUCGAGGAGUGCGGACGAUUCCUGAACACACUCCGAAUGACGCGACUCCUGACGAGCAGCAGCACUCCUCUGAUGCCUGCCGGGCUAGUAGCAUGCCCGCUGACUGGUGCCCAGAGCAGUAAGGUAGCAGGACAGAAGAGGGCACUUAUUGCCACAGGGGCCCAAGACAGAAAGAGGGCUCGAGACUGGUGAUUUUAACAAUGCACCUCUAGAAUUCUAAAAGGAGGACAAUGCUUUCUCAGCCAAGUCCAAUACAGGACAUGCAUGACGAAGUCCCCGCUACUGUGUCUGACACCAAACCUGACUCUGUUCCUAAACACUUACUGGGGUGUGUCUGUGAGUCUCCUAUGUAUUUGUGUGUCAAUGAUUGGCAAGUAUAAUGUCAGUGGUUAACUUGAAUAGGAGCAGAAUGCAUCCUUCUCCUGCAGUGACAGAGGCAGACGUGUGUUGCGGAGAUGGUUCAGAAAACUACACUCAUGUGAUGAGUAACCUUGCUUUGAGAACUUAGGACUCCUGUUAGCUCCCGCUGCUAUUGCCUAGGCUAUGGUUCAGAGGGCUAAACACUGGGAGAAUCUCAAUUCCUUACUCCCCGCUUUUUCAAUACCCAUUGGAGAAGGUCAGAGGGGAGGGACCUCUCUCAUCCAAUGGGUUUUGAGAAUGAGACGAUGAUGCGAAGUGUAUGCAAUUGAAAUCUUUCCACUGUCUUGAGGUGUGCUCAGCAUAGGCUCCGGGCCUAGCCAUCACAAGGAAACAACCACUGUGUGGAUUUCAUGCUCAGAUGCAAUAUGGGACCUUCUGAUUCUGUGGACACCAGUUUCAGAUGUACAUAUCAACUUUACACAGUCCUUUGUUUACAGUGCAAAUCCUUUGAGGUACACUCCCCUAUGUAUUUAUUGACAGUGAAGCUAUAUCUUUUAAUUUGGCUCUAUACUCAAACUGAAAAUGCAUCCAACAAGUCUGUAGUCACAUGCUUGAUGUAGUCAUUGUGUGUUAGGAAUAUGGGACCAUAUUACUAUAAUACACAAAGUGAAUUUGGCCAAAUAUUUAUGACACCUUCAAAUGGGGGACUAAAUACAUAGUGCUUUCUAAAUGGUAAAAUAGAUAUGUAUGAAAAUACCCUCAAAUAAAAGGUGACAUUCUAUAUGUUUGACUAAAUGAAAUAAAAAGCAGGCACUUCUUCAUGAAUGAGACACACGAUGGUGGCAUGUUGAGGUAAAAACAGAAUACCGACUCGUUAGUCACAGAUGAAAGCUGAAAUAAAAAGGCACAUUCAUUUCUUCA